Apis laboriosa (Himalayan honeybee) is the source of this 1574-nucleotide messenger RNA. RefSeq names its product enoyl-CoA hydratase domain-containing protein 3, mitochondrial. Bases 182 to 1063 code for a protein of 293 amino acids. The transcript has 7 exons. The record is from RefSeq and is a predicted model, not a curated record. Gene Ontology annotation, molecular function: hydro-lyase activity. Gene Ontology annotation, cellular component: mitochondrion. Lineage: Eukaryota; Metazoa; Arthropoda; Insecta; Hymenoptera; Apidae.
CUCCUAUUAUUUUUUCUCAUUAUCUAUAUUCGUUUAUUUAUGGCAAUCUGAUACAUAAGUGUCUGUAUUUUACUAUUACUGAUAUCAAUCAUUGAUAUUAAUUGUGCUGUGAAAGAUUUAAAAGUAACGAAAAAUUAAUAUUAUUACUUUAAAAAAAUUAAUAUAAAAAAAUUAUUAUAAAAUGUUACGAUUAAUGGAGAGAAAUAUUUUUAUUUAUUCUCAGGUGGGAAGAUAUGUUCCAAGAACAUUUUCUACAAGUAGAAUGUCAUUGUCAGAAGAAAAAUAUCUAGAUGUCAAAGAAGAAAAUGGAGUGCGGACAUUAAUAUUGAAUCAUCUUCCUUCUCGUAAUUCUUUAUCUUUAAAAAUGUUAAAAUCUUUAUGGAAGAACAUCAUACACGACGAAAAUAAUAAUAAUCUUCGGACGAUAGUUAUUAAAUCUGGAUUGGAAAAAAUAUUUUCUGCUGGACAUAAUAUAAAAGAACUGACUAAUAACAAUGGGAAGCUUCACAAGGAAAUCUUUGAAACGUGCUCACAAUUGAUGCAAGCAAUUACUAAAAGUCCUGUUCCAAUAAUUGCUGCUGUAGAUGGUGUAGCAACUGCAGCUGGUUGUCAAUUAGUUACGUCAUGUGACAUUGCUAUUUGUACCGAAAGAAGUUCAUUUUCUACACCAGGAGCCAAUUUUGGAAUAUUUUGUUCUACACCAGGUAUUCCCUUGAUUCGGAACGUGUCCAAAAAAGUAGCAACGUACAUGCUCAUCACAGGUUUCAGCAUUAAUGGUAAAGAAGCGUAUGAAACAGGUCUUGUAAGCAAAGUUGUGCCUCAUGAUAAAAUUGAAGAAGAAAUUGAAAAAAUUACUACAGCUAUAAAUAUGAAGAGUCGAUCGAUUAUACAUGGUGGAAAAACGUUUUUGUACGAACAAUUGGAACUUGAUAUAUCGACUGCAUAUUUUUUAGGAACCAAAAAAAUGAUUAAUAAUUUAAAAAUGAAAGAUGCUCAAGAGGGAAUCAAAAGUUUUAUUGAAAAAAGAAAACCUGUUUGGAGGCAUGAUUAUGAGAAAUAUUAAUAUACGUAUCGGUCACGUAUCGCGCGAUUGGAGUACUUACGCAUUUUAAAUCCGAGAGGUCUUCAGAGAUAAAAGAAUCGUGGUGGUCGAGAUCAUUAAAAAUCUCGAAAGGCAGCCGAUAUCUCAUUACAAAGACGUAAAUUUUCUUUUCCUAUUUUGUUUCUCGUCCAAUCUAUCUCUCCCCACUUGUUUGCAAAACAAGUUCAUAAAUCGAAACGAAAUUAUUACUCCCAUGUUAUUACGACGUUGAUUCCUAACGAAGUGACAGAGUCGAGCUGCUUUCUUCCUUUCGCUACUUUUAUUAUUAAUUUUUUUUUUUUUAUAUAAAUUUUAUAUAAAUUUUUUGGCUCGUCCGUGACGAUAAGAAUCUGUAAGAAAAAAAAAAAAAAAAAAAAAGGAAAGCACUUUAGUUUUUUAUUUUUUAAAAUAUCUUUUUUUCAUUUUUAUCGAUCGGUCGAUGACUGAUUUGAAGAGUGUUCGUCGCGGCUGUAUGAAGUUUGUAAUAUUAAAA